UACGCAGGCGUGUUACGGGUUGUUGAACUAAGAUGGCGGUGGGUGGAUGGCUGCAUUGCUUGUUGCUGUUUCUUUUUACCGCCACCCUGUGCUCCGGCCUUUACUUCCACAUUGGGGAAACAGAGAAGAAAUGCUUCAUUGAGGAGAUACCCGACGAGACUAUGGUCAUAGGUAAUUACAAAACAUUAAUGUAUGACAAACAGAGGGAGCAGUAUUUGCCAUCUCCUCCAGGGCUGGGAAUGUUUGUGGAAGUGAAAGAUCCUGAUGAAAAGGUUGUUCUCUCACGACAGUAUGCUGCUGAGGGACGAUUCACAUUCACCUCUCACAUUCCAGGAGAACAUCAGAUCUGCCUGCACUCUAAUUCCACCAAAAUCUCUCUCUUUGCAUCAGGAGUCCUGCGAGUUCAUUUGGACAUUCAGGUUGGUGAACAUGCAAAUGACUAUGUUGAAAUUGCAGCAAAGGACAAGCUCUCGGAGCUUCAGCUUCGAGUAAGGCAACUGAUUGAACAAGUGGAGCAAAUACAGAAAGAGCAGAACUACCAGCGAUAUCGGGAGGAACGAUUCCGGGGAACUAGUGAAAGCACCAAUCAGAGAGUAUUGUGGUGGUCAAUUGUGCAAACACUGAUACUUAUCCUGACUGGAAUCUGGCAGAUGAGACACUUGAAAAGCUUCUUUGAGGCCAAGAAACUUGUAUAGGGUAUGGUUGCAUUAAUCUGUUCUGAUUUGAUUUAAAUACAGCACAAGGCUGAUUGGCCAAAAGCUUAUUUUCAGUUACACAAAUCAUGGCUCAUUGGAUUUUUCCCAUCUUCCAUCUUCCAUCCUCUUGUCCCCUUCGCAACCUCUGACACCUAGUGCCUCCAAAUGAAACUUGGCAAGGAGCAACUGCCAUUUGAAUUUUUAAAAGACACCUUGGCUGUUAAAAAAGGCAGCUCUGCCCAACCAACAUCAAAUGGUUGGAGCUAACUACUUUGUUGCCUCUGGACUUCCAGUAUCUUGUCAAGCUACUGUAAAUGUUUCCUUUCUUCAAAACCUUAAGUAAGUUGACUAAUUUUAAUGUUUUAGAAUUUUUUAAGCAUUGUCUUGUGAACAUCCCCUUUGAACAUGCAUAACAUAUCUUUGUAAACUUUCCUUUUAUCUACAAUGUGUAAUAGCAUUCUCACUUAUGACAAAAUGUGAUCCUGAAGUUUUGAGUUGUGAUUUUGGAUGCUGUAGACAUGGCACUGUCUGUUUCUAAGCAAGAAUUAUAUUAUUGAUUUUCUAAGUUUGGGUGGGGGGAGAGGGAUAACAUGGCUGAUUAAUUAUCGCUCUGAUUUUGUGUACAAGAUGAUAUAUGAUUGUAUUGUCAUUGUAAUUGAAAUCUUUGGUUGUGUGAAAGUCACUGAGGGGCAAGUUCUUUAUGAACUUGAGUUUGAAAGGAGUGAUGUUGCAUUUAUUGAGCUGUAGUUAUACAGACAGCAUUAAAUAUCUGUAACAAGACUUUGUGACAAUCAGGAAUCCAGUGGCAUGCAGCCAGGAGUAGAAACUGUAGGUUUCCUACUCUGGGAAAUUAACUUUUCCAGUGCCCUGUUAGUCAAGCAAGAUGUACAGUACCCAUAUAAAGUUCAAAUUUAGCUUUCUUUUUUAAUGGAGCAAUAAUGACAUGGUGGAAAUUUAUAGAGUUUUGGAACUUUUUUCUCUUGUGGAUUUCCUCUUAGUGGGGUAAAUGAAUGUAGUCAUAGCAACUGUUUGCUGUUGCAAAUUGGGGGUGGGGUAGAAGCCCUUGGUUGCAUUGAGAAACUGCUGGGUAGAAAACCAAGUGGUGAAUCAUUCAGGACCUACUGAUCCAGAUGGGAGUAAGAUUCUGUAAUGUGGAGCAUUCAGAGCUGUCAACUACUUUGCAUCAUUUAGUACAAUUAGUGUCAUUAAUUUGCUUGAUUGGAAAUUUGUUUCCUGGUUGUAAUAAUCUAGUUUGGCCAUUUGCAUAGAUAUGAAUGUUGUAACUGACAUUUGUUGCUGCUUUGGUUAUUCUUUUAGCAGAUUAUUCAAGGAGAAUUACCAGCAAUCCAGUUCUCUAGGAUUCUGUUCCAAAAACUGAGGUAGUCUUGCAGUUGAGCAGUCUCCUUUGGAUUGUUGGUCCCAUAUCCUGUUGUCCAAACCAUAUGCCAUGGUUGCUUUAUUAUAAAUCAUGCUUGUUAAAUAAUUUUGAGCUCUAUUUCUAGUUGAAUCAUUGUUACAGUCUGUGCCCCAACCUUUGAUCAUAGGUGGGUAAAUUAAAUGUUAAUAAAUGGAUGUGUUUUCUCCUGUUUAAAAUAGCGAAUUUUGCACUUGUUUCUCCUAAAGCUAAUUUCCUGGUUUGAAGAUCUUCUGGAAGCAUACCUCUAUUACCAAAACAGCUUGUAUUAGUCCUUUGAUUAGGACAGUCAUGAUCAUAACCUAUGGUCAUAAUUGCUCCUCAACCUCAAACUUGAUGGGGAAUGAUUUUUAUCAACAGUCUCAAGUAGAGUUGUCAAGGUGAUGUGACAACUCUGUGACAUCUUAAGUGCUGCAGUGUUACAUACUCUAGGAUUGUGCAGCAAACAGCUUAUUAUAGGAGAACAAAGGGAAAAUAGGAAAACUAUUUUUCAAAGAAAUGUGGCUAAUUGAAGCAUUAAUUGGGAUAGUCAGGCCUGGAGUUAAAAGUUGGAUUAAGGAUUCAAGAAUUGUACUCUUUGGGGGAAAUAGUAUGAUAUUGCUACUAAUAAAAUGUAUGUUCUCUCAUCAAUAUCUGUGAAGAGGCCUUGGUACAUGGAUAAUAUUUAGUUGUGUUUAAGGGGAGGAAGAAAAAUGGAUGAAGUCGUUAUUUGUGUCUCCUCUUUGGUGGUUAACUGCAAAUAGCAACAUCUGUUUAAAAACAGUUCUGAGAGCAGAAUUUUAAGUGGAGUUGAACAAAGAGGAAAUUAUGAAAUUUAGAUAAAGGGUUGUAAGAUAAACCUGGAAGGUUAUUGCAUGGGAUCAACUACUGACAGUGUUAAAAAAAAAAUUGUACUCCAAAAGUAAAUUUAUGCUUGUUUCUUUAACACUGUUUUUACACCAUUCAAUUUUUAUUUGGAACUUUAAGCAUUUUGUUUAGAGGUUCAUUACUUAAAGAGCUUCCCUCUUCUGUUUGUUGCAGUAAAUGAUUUGUAAUUAAUUUGACUGGACCAUUUUUCACAUGUUCUCAUUUUUUUGAAAUAAACUAUUUUCAAUCUUUAAGUUUCUCAUUUAUCUUGCAUUUGCUGUACUAAAGAGAUUUGCAGUUUUGAACAAUUGCUGGGGUUAGUGUACCUUGUGUCAUCAAUGCUUUAAAGCAUGCCAUUGUCUUAUUGCAGAAUAGUCUUGUUAAAUGGAUAAUGUUUCUACAGAGCACAUGCCAUCAUAUACUGAGCUUUUCAUUUUAAUAUAACAAUGGUAGGGAAUUGAGAUGUUCCUGAACCUACUUUUGAAAACACAAUUAUCUCUGCAAAGGACCUUCAAGUCUGGCUACAAUAUUCAGGAAUGGAAGAAGCUGAAUUCUGUACAAGGUGCUUUUAUUUAAAUGAGUUAAUAUUAGCAAAAGGAUUUAAGACGAAAGCCCUUUAUCAAGUUUCAACUCUACCCAUUUAUUACCUUGCUGAACAUAUUCAUACAAGGAAUUAUUAGAAAGCAAGACUACAUUACACUACCCAUGUGAGAUUGUAUAGAAAUAGUACUAUGUGGUACUGAUGGGACAUGAAUUAACUGCCUUUUGAUUGGUUUGUGCUACUAUUAGGCUACAUUGGUGUCCUGAGUGGGGAAAAUGCCCAUCGGUCCCGAGCAGAUCAGAUUCAGGCAUGGUUUUAAUCUUAGCAAGUCAAAAAGCUGCUCUUUAUCUUUGCCAAUGAAGAACAAUUACAUGGUUGAGGUAUCGGCAAAUGUCAGCACUAAUUUUCUGAGAGACUAGUAUGUAAAUGACAUCUACAUUGAACUUAAAUUCACAAGUUCUUGAUUAAUGUACUGAAAUUAAAAUAGAUCCACAUUUAGAUAAACUUCAUACAUGUAUGAAUGAUUCUGUAAAGUGAAAUAAAAUUAAACCUAGGAUUGCAUUCAAAUUGUAUAUCUAAGUGCAUUUCUGUGAUUGAUUGCAGUCUGCUUUAAAUAUGUGUUCAGUAUUUAAAUUCUGUGGUGGAAUUGCCACUGUUAAUUUUUCAACAAAGCAAUAAGAUGGUAUUUGUAAGAAUUAUUUUAAAACAAUUUUAUUUUUCACUUAAACAUGUUUAAUAAAAUUGUUCACACAUCUA
Molecule: messenger RNA, 4252 nt
Organism: Hypanus sabinus (Atlantic stingray)
Lineage: Eukaryota; Metazoa; Chordata; Chondrichthyes; Myliobatiformes; Dasyatidae
Product: transmembrane emp24 domain-containing protein 9-like
Exons: 5
Coding region: 33-695 (220 amino acids)
Biological process (GO): intracellular protein transport; Golgi organization; endoplasmic reticulum to Golgi vesicle-mediated transport
Cellular component (GO): endoplasmic reticulum-Golgi intermediate compartment; COPII-coated ER to Golgi transport vesicle; endoplasmic reticulum
Source: RefSeq, a predicted model, not a curated record